Messenger RNA from Ostrinia furnacalis (Asian corn borer), 1442 nucleotides. RefSeq lists its product as uncharacterized. Bases 128 to 1411 code for a protein of 427 amino acids. The transcript is spliced from 7 exons. The record is from RefSeq and is a predicted model, not a curated record. NCBI's taxonomy places the organism in Eukaryota, Metazoa, Arthropoda, Insecta, Lepidoptera, Crambidae.
UAGAAAAGUCCACCACAUCUCACCGAAGCAACUGCACGCACGCGGAAACCCGACAAAAUUAAAUCAACAUUCCUGUGACGGCGAAAUUGAAUUUGCACAAUUAGUUUAAAACAGACGUCCGCCCGCGAUGGCAGCGCGGCAUCGAGUGGCCGCCAUUUUGUUUUUGUGGUGGGGUGUGUUUUGUGUGCUAGGCUGUGAUGGUGAUGAACUGGCGAUCUACGAGGUGAAGCUGAAGAUGCUGUGGAGUGAGGAACGGUUUCCUAAAGACUACCCGACUAACCGGCCUAAGGCUCAGUGGUCUAUUGCCUUCGGUCAAUCGCACAACAGUUCUUAUGCCCUAUACCAUGUGGAUGAAGUGGCAUCAUCUCCCGUAAGAAGCUUUACCCAGUUUGGGAAGAUCGACGCAUUGGUGCAGGGAGGAGAAGAAGAACCGAGGGUAUAUGACCAGUUCACAGCCCCAGCUGUGGGGAAAGGAACCGGGGAGACACAGGGCAUUGUCCUGGUGGAUGGAAGGCACAGUUUAGUUUCAUUAAUAUGCCACAUGAUACCAUCACCCGACUGGUUCAUCGGAGUAGAUAGCCUUGACCUAUGCGUGGAUUCUUCCUGGGUGGAUCAGAUCACGUUGGAUCUCGAGCCCUUAGACGGGGGAGCAGCAAGUGGCCUGACCUUCACUGCUCCUCGUUGGGAGACUGUCCCACCAGAACCGGUCACGAAGCACGGGCCCAGGGUGCCAAACCACCCGGCUGCAGGUUUCUACUACCCGAACUGGAGGGAACUGCCUGUGAUCGCUAAGGCCGAGUUUACGAGAAAAUAUAUCUACUCCACUGAGAAAGUCAACGAGCUAGNUAACGAGCUAGUCAGAAAAGAUAUAUUAGCCAAAUUGAACCGUAAAGACGAAUAUAAAGGUGUCCUUGAAGAAGUUGUGAAUGAUGAUUCAGACAUUGAAGACAUCAGUACAAAAAACUACGUGGAGCAUCUGAUGGAAUUGGAGGAGGAACCAUUCGGCACACCUAUACCUAACCAGCCCGAGAACAACGUGGUAGUGGUCACUAAACCGCCUAGCAUCAAGUCAACAACCGAGAGAGAGUUUGACGAUGACCUAAGAAGCAUGGAUGACGUGGUUUUGGCUGUCGCAAGAGGCCAGAAGCUAGGUCUGAAUAAAUAUCUGCCUAGGCACUUCAGGUCAAGACUUCACCACGCAGUUAAUAGGAUACAACCCGACGACUGCCUGGUCUCCGAGUGGGGGGAGUGGUCCCCUUGUUCCGCUACCUGCGGGUUCGGCAACAAGUACCGAUCCCGACGAGUGCUCAGGGAGAAAAGGGGAGACGGUCGCCACUGCCCAGACCUGGUGGAGAGGGACCACUGCGGGGAUGUCAACUCCUGCGCUCACAUCGACUACUUCCAUUGGUGAAGAGGGGCAGAAGCUGAUCGAAAACAUAAAA